CAUCAUGCAGCAAAAUUAAGAUUUAUUUAAGGACUUCCAUUAGUUGACUCAAAAUUCGAUUGACUCGGUCAUUCUGGAACCGAGACUCCAACCCAACCCAACAGAUUACUUUAAUUCCGACUGAAGCCUACAGAUUAACUACUAUAGAAACUAUUGGUUCUAGCCAGCUAUGAAAUUAAAUCACACAAUAACAAAUCCACCGACCCACAGCUAACAAUAAUGUUUGCAUUGACAUUUUAAUCUAUAAUCAUUCGUUGACUUUAUGAUCAACUUGCCAAAGCAAAGUCAAUUCAUCAAUGGAGGUUUGGGGUAGCAUAACUUGGAUAAUUAGCCAGAGGAUCAUAUUGAAUUAGACGCACAUACAGCAAGUGCGAAACUUCUAAGGAGAUGGGUAAGCUAACUAGCCAGCCUCAGCCUGCAGCAUCAAUUCACCAUUUCAGCCAUCCACAUCCCCUACAACUCUCCAAUUACCUGCCCCAACAAACCCCAUCGCAUCCACCCUCAUGUUCAGGUUGCAAAUUCAAGCUCUCUCCUGCCUUCAUCUACACUUGCACAAUCUGCAACUACUUCCUUCACAUCCCAUGUUCAAACUUUCCUCAACAUAUCACUCACCCUUUUCACCAAACUCACACCCUCACUCUUCUACCAAACCCCAUUCACCCGCAAUACUUCUUUAACUGUGAUGCAUGUAGCAAGCAAGGCACUGGAUUUUCAUACCAUUGCCCAAUAUGUAACAUUCAUCUCCACACCCAUUGUUCUACUAUGCCAUUGCAAUUAACCCACCACUCUCAUCUUCACCAUCUCAACCUCACAUUCUCUCCUCCAUAUCCUAACAAAGCCUUCUCUUGUGAUAUAUGCAAUAACAUGGGUUCUAAAGAGUGGCUUUACAGAUGCAACUUGUGUGAGUUUGAUGCUCACUUGGCCUGCGCCACAAUAAAACCAACACCUCCUCCGAUUCAACAGUAUUCUCAGGUGCAGCAUAAUUGCCAAGCAACAACACUAACUCCUCAAACUUACGGUCAGGUUCCUGGAUUUCAAUACGCACAAGCACCUACUUUGCAAACCGGUGCACCAACCAAUUACUAUACAAGUAAUGCUUAUGCUGCCCCAGGUGGUGUGAGAACCCAGCAAAAAACUGUGUCAGACAGGCUGGUUAUGCAGUUUCUGUUAAAUGCCACCAUUCCGGGGCUUGGCUUGUUGAUGCAGGGACAGUCGAGGAGUGGCGGUGGUGGUGGUCUGAUUGAGUUUGGAGGUGAUCAAAGUGGUGGUUUUGGUGAUGAAGGCUUGAUUUGAGGUGAUUUGAGUGGAAUGGAUUUUGGCGGAUUUUAAGAUGUCUUAAUCUUGGUUUACUUAACUAAUAAUUAGUGGAAAUUUAUGUAUCAGAUUAUGUAAUUUGUUUUGCUGUAUUUGAUUCAUGAAUGUCAACUUAUGUUGCUUGAAAUA
Messenger RNA from Pistacia vera, 1443 nucleotides. RefSeq lists its product as uncharacterized. The transcript has a single exon. The record is from RefSeq and is a predicted model, not a curated record. NCBI's taxonomy places the organism in Eukaryota, Viridiplantae, Streptophyta, Magnoliopsida, Sapindales, Anacardiaceae. The coding region runs from base 388 to 1293 and encodes 301 amino acids.